AUGGCAUACCCCCUCCAAUUAGGCUUCCAAGAUGCAACAUCACCCAUCAUAGAGGAACUCCUGCACUUCCAUGAUCACACGCUAAUAAUCGUCUUUCUAAUCAGCUCCCUAGUUCUCUAUAUCAUUACUUUAAUACUCACAACCAAACUCACUCAUACUAGUACAAUAGACGCCCAAGAGGUAGAGACCAUUUGAACCAUCCUCCCCGCCAUCAUCUUGAUUAUAAUCGCCCUGCCUUCCCUACGAAUCCUCUACAUGAUGGACGAAAUCAACAGCCCCUCCCUCACCGUAAAAACCAUGGGCCAUCAGUGAUAUUGAAGUUACGAAUACACAGACUACGAAGACUUAAACUUCGACUCCUACAUAAUCCCAACAUCAGAUUUAAAACCAGGAGAGCUACGACUAUUGGAAGUAGAUAACCGAAUAGUUUUACCCAUGGAGAUAACAAUUCGUGUACUAGUCUCCUCCGAAGACGUACUGCACUCAUGAGCUGUACCCUCCCUGGGCCUAAAAACAGAUGCAAUUCCUGGACGCCUAAACCAAACAACCCUGAUAUCAACGCGACCGGGCUUAUUUUAUGGGCAGUGUUCAGAAAUCUGUGGCUCAAACCACAGCUUUAUACCAAUCGUCCUCGAGCUAGUACCCUUAAAGAGCUUUGAAAAAUGAUCUACCUCUAUACUAUAA
Messenger RNA from Kogia breviceps (pygmy sperm whale), 684 nucleotides. The record is from the annotation of a RefSeq genome assembly. NCBI's taxonomy places the organism in Eukaryota, Metazoa, Chordata, Mammalia, Artiodactyla, Physeteridae.